AUGUCUUUUAGGUUAUCAGUAGUACAAGGACAGUAUAUAGAUACACCUAAACACCGCAUAUCUUUGAUGAUAUCAUAUAACAAUUUCAAAAUGAAAAUAAUUACAAUAUAUUUGACAUUGCAGUCGUUAUUUGUAACGAUAUCUGCAUUUAUCUUUGACGCGAAAUUAUUUGCAGAAUGCGCUAAUACUACUAUUCAAAACAUUAGAUUAUACAGACCGAGUACUCAAGAAUAUAGAUUAAUACCUGUUGAUCCAAGUGGUUAUGACAUUGAUGUUUGGUUAGGGUGCUUAGAGCAACAAGAUAUUUAUGGUGUAAUGACUAUUUCAUCCGAGAGUGAUGAUGAAGGUUUGGAUAGCGAAAGGCAGGAAUUACAUGAUGGGGUUAAUGAUCUGAACACAAUUGCAUUAAACACCACAGAUAUGGAAAACAUUGAAAAAAGAAGUGAAUACCAGUUAAAAAAACAGGUUGUGAUACAAAUGAUGAGCCCGUAA
Meyerozyma guilliermondii ATCC 6260 is the source of this 492-nucleotide messenger RNA. RefSeq lists its product as uncharacterized. The transcript has a single exon. Lineage: Eukaryota; Fungi; Ascomycota; Pichiomycetes; Serinales; Debaryomycetaceae. The record is from RefSeq and is a predicted model, not a curated record. Bases 1 to 492 code for a protein of 163 amino acids.